AUGGGCGGGCACACGGCAGCGAGCCUCCGCAUCAUCGGGCUGUACGUCCCCUGCGCGGGGUCAGCAGACGCUGACCUGGGGGCCAGCAUCACGGCGCAGUUGGAGGCAGACACAACAGACAGGGACGCGCGCCCCACACUCGUUGCUGGGGACAUGAACGCAGCGCUGUACCCAAGCGACAGGACA
Monoraphidium neglectum is the source of this 186-nucleotide messenger RNA. RefSeq lists its product as hypothetical. The record is from RefSeq and is a predicted model, not a curated record. Lineage: Eukaryota; Viridiplantae; Chlorophyta; Chlorophyceae; Sphaeropleales; Selenastraceae. The transcript has a single exon. The annotation marks the transcript as partial.